AUGGAGUCGUCAAGGUCGUCAAGGUCGUCAAGGCACGAGAGAGACAGGAAUCGGCACUACCGCUCCCGAUCUGCUUCCUACGAUUCCGGGGAAGAACGCCGUCGACAAAGACGCAGAAAGGAAGCCGAGCGCGAAACCGGUGAUCGGCACGGCGAUGAACAGCCUGAUAGGAGGCACAAAGGACGCGAUGAUGGGAACGGAAAAUACGACGACGGAGACAAGAAGCGGCGGAGUUCUCGUAGCCCUGCAGAGGGAUCUUCUCGGCGAAGAAGAGAUCGUUCCCCAGCAUAUCGAGGUCGUGGCGAAAGGGAUACCAGGUCAUCAAGGGAAGGCUCUGCGACACAGAUGAGUCGAAAGAGCAAAGGCCCACUUCCAUCUCAGGCCGCGUCAUUUCAGCAGAACAGGGACCCUUCGAAGGAAGUUGCGGUUAUUGGCGAUAACGACGUGCCAGAAAAGCAGAAGCCAAACUUUGCCCCAACGGGUCUGCUAGCAGCAGCAUCGAAUUCAAUCACCCAAGCUGAUGGUACAUCGAUCGCUCUCAAGUACCACGAACCGCCUGAAGCUCGCAAGCCACCUGCGAAGGACGAAUGGAAGCUCUUUGUAUUCAAAGGCCCUGAUAUUCUUGAAACGAUCGAAUUGAGCACUAGGAGCUGUUGGUUAAUUGGUCGAGAGCUGUCUGUGGUGGACAUGGCCGCCGAACACCCGAGUAUUAGCAAGCAACAUGGAGUCAUUCAGUUUCGAUAUAUCGAGAAGAAGAACGAGUUUGGGGACAAGCUGGGCAAGGUCAAACCUUAUCUCAUCGACCUCGAAUCCGCCAAUGGCACAUCACUUAAUAAGGAGGAAAUUCCUCCUAGCCGAUACCUGGAGCUACGAGACAAGGACAUGAUCCAAUUUGGACACAGUACGAGAGACUUCAGCACGAGAUUCGUCGUUCAAAGGCGAAAAGGCGAAAAGGCGCCGAAGCCGGCAUCGGUACCAAAAUGUUUGCGGCUCUGGAAAGGCGGCGCUGUCUCAUCAACAGCAGUCAUCGGUGCUCGUGAGUCACUCUAUCAAAUGGUGGUUCGCCUUGAUCUUCGUUUCCGCUUCUCGCCUCAUCUGCUAGGCGUUAUCCAAACUGAUGGCCGCGUUGCAAGCGUCAUUGAAGCCCCGGGCUGCUUUAGGCUACCGGAACGGGUUGAGCGACGAGUCUUCUCACCGAGUCUUCUCACCGAGUCUUCUGCUACCGAUUUCCGCCGCGAUAUACUAUUUGUCACAAUGCAAUCCGGCCUUUCCUAA
Messenger RNA from Venustampulla echinocandica, 1275 nucleotides. RefSeq lists its product as uncharacterized. Lineage: Eukaryota; Fungi; Ascomycota; Leotiomycetes; Helotiales; Pleuroascaceae. Gene Ontology annotation, cellular component: nucleus. The transcript has 2 exons. The record is from RefSeq and is a predicted model, not a curated record. Gene Ontology annotation, molecular function: mRNA binding; protein binding. Gene Ontology annotation, biological process: mRNA splicing, via spliceosome; maintenance of RNA location. Bases 1 to 1275 code for a protein of 424 amino acids.